ACGAAGAACACAACAAGCGCUUGUCGAAGUGCCGCUCCUUCGCAGCAAUGGCACAUAGCUCUGUCAGAUUAUAAGACGAUCAUGGACCAUCUCAAAUCCUUCCUCAACUGGUCCAGGGGGCAGGGUCUUGUGUGGGACGGUAUCGACUUCAAGAGCUAUCCAGGCCGCGGCACAGGCGUGAUCGCAACUCGAAACCUAAAGAAAGGGGAAAUAAUCCUUACUGCGCCAUUUCGUACAUACCGUACAUUGGACACCCUCUCACCACAAGUAUCAGACGCUCUCUCUGACCUUACACUUCAUGCUCGUCUAGCCGCAGAUCUAUCUCUCGACAACACGCCCGGCUUCAAGCUAUGGACAGAUAUGCUUCCUUCCGUCGCAGAUCUUGAAGCCUCGUACCCAUUCUUCUGGCCCAAGAAUCUCCAGGAGCUGCUACCGGCGAAAGCUAAGCGCAUAUUACAUAGCCAAUUGCGACGAUAUGCGCAAGAAUGGGCAGCUGUCUCGUGUGCAUUUCCAGAACUAAAUGAGCCUGAUUUUCGGUACUAUUGGAUCAUCGUCAACUCUCGCGCGUUCUAUCUCAUGACACCAAGCAUGGAGAAACUGGAUCCUGAUGACCUGCUCACAUUGGUCCCAGUGGCGGAUCUGUUCAAUCAUGCGGAUACUGGUGUCGAGACAACAAUCGAGCCUGAGACAUACAAGUAUAGUACUGAUCGUGAGUACGCACUAGGGGAGGAGAUUGUGCUGUGCUACGCGGAGGAAUCAAAUGACUACCUCCUUACUGAGUAUGGCUUCAUACCAGACGUGAAUAAAUGGGACAGCGUAUGUCUCGACGACAUGAUACUGCCGCUCUUGAAUGAAGAGCAGAAGAAGGCCCUGGUUACGAGAGAGUACUAUGGGAAGUACACCAUCACUGCGACCACACUGGGGUGCUGGAGAACCCAAGUAGCGCUGCGACUUAUAUGCUGCACGAAACAGAACUGGGAGGAAUUCGUUCGAGGCGUGCAUGACGGAGGACUGUCGCAGUCGAAGGUGGAUGAGUUGCUGGUAUCGCUGUUGCGUGAUUACCAAGUCACGGUCGAUGAAUCAUUAAAACAGUGUACAAAUCUCGUAGAGGAUCAGCACGGACGGCGAGAGGUACUUGUCAGGAGGUGGCAGCAACUUCGGGAAAUAGUUGCCGAGGUGUUGUCCAAAUUUGACAAAAAGCUGGAGAACAGGUGACGGAAGUGUACAGAGAACAGUUACGCGAUAAUGAGUCCGUGUUAUACCCAUCUUCCGAUAGCGAUAGAAGCUUUGCCCUCAUGACUUGGUGCUACACUUGUUCGGAACCGACUUCCCGUCGUCUCAACACUUUCAGGGGUUGGUGCUUAGGUAUGCUUGGACUGAUGGAAGAACUGGUGUAAGGACUGGCUGGGCACAGACAUUGCUCGGAGCAGUGAAUCUACCAUCAAUUCUAGAACGAGAUAUCUGCUUCUCGCCAAAGGAUGUCAUUUGAACAGCGUAAGGCGGAGGUAGGUCCACCGUCCCGAUCCUGGAUGGUAUUGUACGGCUUUGUUUAUCUACCAGUGUAUCGAGG
Messenger RNA from Pseudovirgaria hyperparasitica, 1570 nucleotides. RefSeq names its product SET domain-containing protein. NCBI's taxonomy places the organism in Eukaryota, Fungi, Ascomycota, Dothideomycetes, Acrospermales, Acrospermaceae. The coding region runs from base 82 to 1215 and encodes 377 amino acids. Gene Ontology annotation, biological process: peptidyl-lysine monomethylation. The transcript is spliced from 2 exons. Gene Ontology annotation, molecular function: protein binding; protein-lysine N-methyltransferase activity. The record is from RefSeq and is a predicted model, not a curated record.